Carica papaya (papaya) is the source of this 2227-nucleotide messenger RNA. Its product is annotated as squalene epoxidase 3-like. The record is from RefSeq and is a predicted model, not a curated record. Gene Ontology annotation, cellular component: membrane; endoplasmic reticulum. Gene Ontology annotation, molecular function: flavin adenine dinucleotide binding; squalene monooxygenase activity. NCBI's taxonomy places the organism in Eukaryota, Viridiplantae, Streptophyta, Magnoliopsida, Brassicales, Caricaceae. Gene Ontology annotation, biological process: sterol biosynthetic process.
AUUGCAGUCGGUCCGUCCAAAUUCAGCAUGAGGGCAGCAGUUUUGACACACACGCGUACACAGUAUCAACCCGUUUUAUUUCUUCCUCCAUAUAAAUCGUUUCUCUCCCUGACAAUAUAUUUCCAAGAGAAUUCGAGAAUCCCAUUGACAGCCGGCAGCAUUUCUCAUCCUCGAGAGGCGAAGAAGAAGUCGGAGAUCCAGAGACUGACUUGUGUUUCCUCUUUUGGAUCGCAAGCAUUCAGUCGGCCGGAGAAGAUGAUGGUCGUCAUAGAUCAGUACAUUCUCGGCACUUUCUUCGCUUCUCUCUUUGCUCUCGUUUUCAUCUACAUUUUGCGUCACAAUAGUAGCAACGACAAAAGCAGGGGAAAGAAGACCGUUAAGGGUGGGAAUUUGUUUCUGAAGACGCAAAACGACAGCGCACGUCCCUCUGACGACGUCGGAAACGCUGCACUGGAUAAUGCCUCCGGCACCGAUGUUAUCAUCGUCGGUGCCGGCGUUGCCGGAGCCGCGCUCGCGCACACUCUUGGCAAGGAAGGAAGAAGGGUUCAUGUGAUAGAGAGAGAUUUGAAUGAACCUGACAGAAUUGUAGGUGAAUUGCUUCAGCCAGGGGGAUAUCUGAAAUUGAUUGAAUUGGGUCUAGAGGAUUGUGUUGAGGAAAUUGAUGCCCAGAGAGUUCAAGGGUAUGUUGUCUUCAAGGAUGGGAAGACUGCUAGGCUGUCAUAUCCUUUGGAGAGUUUUCAUUCAGAUGUUGCUGGGAGGAGCUUCCACAAUGGGCGUUUUAUACAGAGGAUGAGAGAAAAAGCUGCUAAGUUGCCAAAUGUUAGACUAGAGCAAGGAACAGUUACAUCUUUACUCGAAGAAAAUGGUAUUAUUAAGGGAGUUAAGUACAAAACUAAGGGUGGUCAAGAAAUGAGAGCCUGUGCUCCUCUUACUGUUGUAUGCGAUGGUUGUUUCUCAAAUCUGCGACGCACUCUCUGCAAUCCUAAGGUGGACGUCCCAUCUUAUUUUGUGGGUUUAGUCCUAGAGAAAUGUCAACUCCCUUUUGAAAAUCAUGGGCAUGUUAUUUUGGCUGAUCCUUCACCAAUCUUAUUUUAUCCAAUCAGCAGUACAGAAGUUCGUUGUUUGGUUGAUGUACCUGGUCAAAGAGUACCUUCCAUUGCUAAUGGUGAGAUGGCCAAGUACCUAAAAACAUCAGUGGUGCCACAGAUUCCACCUGAACUUUGUGACGCUUUUGUAUCAGCAGUUGAGAAAGGUAACAUCAGAACCAUGCCGAACAGAAGCAUGCCGGCUGAUCCUCAUCCUACUCCUGGGGCUCUUUUAAUGGGUGAUUCUUUCAACAUGCGCCAUCCAUUAACUGGUGGUGGAAUGACUGUGGCGCUAUCUGAUAUUGUUGUACUCCGGGAUCUCCUCAAGCCACUGCAUAACCUUAAUGAUGCAGCUUCUCUUUGCAAAUACCUUGAAUCUUUUUACACCUUGAGGAAGCCUGUAGCAUCUACUAUAAACACUCUUGCUGGUGCUCUCUACAAAGUAUUUUCUGAUUCCCCUGAUCAAGCAAGAAAGGAAAUGCGCCAAGCAUGCUUUGAUUACCUCAGCAUUGGAGGUCUUUGCUCAUCUGGUCCUGUGGCUUUACUUUCUGGUUUAAACCCUCGCCCAUUAAGUUUAGUUCUUCAUUUCUUUGCUGUGGCUGUAUAUGGUGUUGGUCGUCUGCUGCUGCCAUUUCCAUCCUUUAAGCGGAUAUGGCUUGGAGCUAGAUUACUUGCAAGUGCAUCAGGGAUUAUUUUUCCAAUCAUCAAGGCAGAAGGAGUGAGGCAAAUGUUUUUCCCGGCUACUGUUCCAGCCGUGUAUAGAGCUCCUCCUGUUAACUGAUGUUUAAGAGGAUUCAAGAAUAUGACCAGGUGUAGUUUUGGCUUUUAGGUCUGUCAAAGUGAAUCCCGCUUGCAUUCUAAACUCUAUUGAACUGACAAUGGGUCUCAUUGCCUUGUAUGCAAUCAAACUAUAUAUUUCUAAAAUCAGUUUUGUUGUAUGAACCCUUAGCUUCAAUAUAAUUAAUAAUAUGUAUCUUGAUCGUCAUUUUGAAGCAAAUGCUCCUUAAUUUCAAGUGCAUUCAAUUGCCAAAACAAGGAGUUGGAUGGAUAGUGGUGGACGCAUUAAUUUUGGGUCCCAGUGGUUGCUAUAGAAAGAAAAAUCCCUCAAUGCAAUAAAUGUUGACUUCAUUUAUUAUUUUCAA